Messenger RNA from Anopheles funestus (African malaria mosquito), 3234 nucleotides. RefSeq names its product RNA cytidine acetyltransferase. The transcript has 6 exons. The record is from RefSeq and is a predicted model, not a curated record. Gene Ontology annotation, cellular component: 90S preribosome; nucleolus. Lineage: Eukaryota; Metazoa; Arthropoda; Insecta; Diptera; Culicidae. The coding region runs from base 94 to 3120 and encodes 1008 amino acids. Gene Ontology annotation, molecular function: 18S rRNA cytidine N-acetyltransferase activity; tRNA binding; ATP binding. Gene Ontology annotation, biological process: rRNA acetylation involved in maturation of SSU-rRNA.
GUCACUUUGAAAACCGCAUUUGUUUUGUUCUGGAGGUCCCACGUGAAACCGGGCAUUGGAUUACUAAAACUAUUUGGUACAUUUUGCAGUAAAAUGGUGAAGAAAAAGAUAGAUAACCGCAUUCGUGUGAUGAUCGAAAAUGGUGUCAAGAUGGGUCACCGUACGAUGUUCGUUAUAGUUGGCAAUAAAGCACGCGAUCAAGUGCCCAUACUUUACGAUAUCCUGACCAAGGCAUCGGUUAAAGCGCGACCGACAGUGCUGUGGUGCUACAAGAAUAAGGAUGAAGCCAUUUCCAACCAUGGUAAAAAGCGAGCGAAAAAGAUACAAGCCGGUAAGAUCGACAUCAACGAGUCGGAUCUGUUCGAUGCCUUUCGGGUAGCUACUACGAUCCAUGGCAGAUACUAUAAGGAUACGCAUACCAUUCUCGGUAAAACGUAUGGUGUGUGUGUAUUGCAAGAUUUUGAAGCUCUUACGCCUAACCUUUUGGCGCGUACCGUUGAAACUGUCGAGGGAGGUGGUUUGAUCAUUCUACUGCUAAAAACGAUCUCCUCCCUAAAGCAGAUUUACACUAUGAGCAUGGACGUGCACAAACGGUACCGCACGGAAGCACACCAGAAUGUUACGUGUCGCUUCAACGAACGUUUGAUUCUAUCGCUAGCCGACUGUUCCCGUUGUUUGUUGGUAAACGACGAUUUAACCGUGCUACCACUAUCUUCGCGCACAGCUGACGUGAAAGCGAUCGAUGUUGCUUCGAUCGAAAGCAGUCAUAGUGAGCAGCUUGCAGAGCUAAAGGAAAGUCUGGCAGAUGCCCCACCAGCGGGACCGUUGGUUAGUUUGUGCCGAACGUACGACCAAGCGAAAGCCGUGGCUCAGUUUAUCGAUGCACUUGCUGAGAAGCAACUUAAACCACCAACAUCUUUGACGGCCGGACGUGGACGUGGAAAAUCUGCCGCCAUGGGUCUGGCAAUUGCCGGCUCGAUAGCGUUCGGCUACGUAAAUGUGUACGUAACAUCGCCAUCGCCGGAAAAUUUGAUCACACUUUUUGAGUUCAUUCUCAAAGGUUUUGACGUGUUGGAGUAUCAGGAGCACACGGACUACACAAUCAUACGCUCGACGAAUCCAAACUUCAACAAAGCGAUCAUUCGCAUCAACGUAACACGAAACAACCGGCAAACGAUUCAGUACAUCUCCCCGACGGAUGCACAUCUUCUGAAUGCCGCCGAUUUGUUGAUCAUCGACGAAGCAGCUGCCAUUCCGUUGCCAAUGGUAAAAGCAAUGAUAGGUUCGUAUCUGGUGUUUAUGGCUUCUACUAUCAACGGAUAUGAAGGAACCGGACGAUCCCUCAGCUUGAAGUUACUAUCGCAAUUACAAAAGGAAAACAAUGCACCACAACCGAUUAAGCUUGAUGAAUCGAUCCGUUACAGUCCCGGUGAUCCCGUUGAAUCAUGGCUCACGUCACUGUUGUGUCUCGACGCUACAAUUGUGCAGAAUUUAAAUUCCGGUUGUCCACCGCCGGACGAGUGUCAGCUUUAUUACGUGGAUAGAGACGCACUGUUUUCUUAUCAUCGAGCGGCAGAGACAUUUCUUCAAAGGAUUGUAUCCAUUUGUGUAUCGUCGCACUACAAAAACAGUCCAAAUGAUUUGCAGAUGAUGAGUGACGCUCCAUCGCAUCAUCUGUUUUGCCUUUUGGGUCCGAUCGUAAAGAAAAAUCAAUUGCCAGAAAUACUGGUCGUGAUUCAGGUGUGUUUAGAGGGAGAAAUUUCUUCCCGCACAAUGCAAAACUCGCUUGUGCGUGGCAUGAAAGCAUCUGGCGAUUUAAUUCCGUGGAACAUAGCGGAACAGUUUGGCGACCACGAGUUCCCAAAAUUGUCCGGAGCCCGAAUCGUUCGCAUAGCAACGCAUCCAAACUAUCAACGUAUGGGGUAUGGAAAACGCGCACUGAAUCAGCUGAAACUUUAUUAUGAAGGAAAAUUCCCUAUCGAAACGGAUGGAUUCGACGACGACCAGGGAAACGACAACGGUAUCGAAACAAUUGAUGAUGAGGACGUAGAUUUGCUCAAAGAGGUGAUUGCUCCGAGAAAGAAAAUUCCAACACUGCUCAAAUCGCUCACAGAGCGUAGACCAGAAUUGCUGGACUACCUUGGCGCGUCGUUCGGUCUGACGGGCGAAUUAUUACGCUUUUGGAAGAGUCAAAAGUUUGUUCCCGUAUACCUAAGCCAGAAGGAAAAUGAUCUUACCGGAGAGCACUCGUGCAUCUUGCUCUGUCCGAUCAACUCCAGCAAUGAGCGGGUCGAAACCAACGAAUGGUUAAAUCAUUACUUUUACGAUUUCCGUCGACGUGUACUGAAAUUGCUUGGAAAGGCGUUUAAAAAGUUCCCCACUAGCAUGGCGCUUUCUUUGCUUGAAAACAGGGCUGUUAAGAUCGAGGGCAAACCAUUGACGCAAACGACGAUCGAUGAAAUAUUUCUUCCGCACGAUAUACAGCGACUGGAAAUGUACAUCAACAGUCAAGUGGAGUAUAAGCUCAUCUGGGAUUUGACUACCGAUCUUGGGUCUCUCUACUUUCAAGACAGGAUGGCCGGAGCUCAUCUCGAAACGCUACAUAAAGCAAUUCUACUCGGCUGUGGAUUGCAGAAUAAGUCGAUCGAUCAGAUGAUGGAUGAGUUAAACAUGCCCAGCAAUCAGGUACUGGCAAAGUUUUUUGAUUGCAUGAAAAAGGUUACCAAUUACAUGCUGCGAACAAUGGAGAACACGAUCGAGGGCACCAUGGCAAAGCCAAGCGAGUUGAAUAUGGGAGACAAUUUGAUGCCCUUGAAGCAGAGUCUUAAUGAAGAGUUUGAGGAAGAUGUGAAAACCUUAGAGAAACAGCAAAAGAAGGAGUUGACCAAGCUGAAAAAGCUUAACCUUGAUCAAUAUGCAAUCAAGGGAACGGACGAAGAAUGGAACAAAGUGUUAUCCAAAACCAAAUCGACGAUAGUGUCGAUUAAAAGUGGAGAGAAGCGGCUUAAUGAAAGUGUUGAUGAGUCCAAUAUAUCAUCCGGCGGUGGUGACGUUUCCGCAUUUCAAAAGAAGAAAGCAAAGUUCGGCAAAAAGCAAAAGACUCGCAACAGCAAGGGCUAAUACUUGCACCCAACAGUCGUCAUAAUUUUUACGCUAAGGUUCUGACGGCGUAAUGUAUUUUGACGGUACGAAGAAGAAUUUAUAAAAUAUAUGAAACAUAUAAUGCGAAUUAAA